UAUCUCUCUCCAAAGUGAUGUUUACAGACACAUUGUUUCGGUGGUUAAGUGUGGUGAUAGUCUUGGUCACGAUCAUCAGUCCGCACCCGGUGACCGGUGUCGAUUGGAACUUUCUCAAGUGUUUCGAGACGGUUAAGCGAUGUCCAAACCAGAAUGUUUCGUUUUAUCUCUACACGAGAGAAACGCAAGAGAAUCCCACCCAGCUGGAUAUGUUCAACGCGCAGUCGAUCAGGUCCGCAAACUUCAUCAAAGGUCGUCCACUGAUUGUACUCAUCCACGGCUACACCGGACAUCGUGACUACGCUCCAAAUCCUACGAUUAGACCUGCAUACUUUGCCUACGACGAGUACAACAUUAUCUCCGUCGAUUAUCAUCCACUCGCGCUCGAGCCCUGCUAUCUGCAAGCCGUACGGAAUCUUCCCACGGUGGCAAACUGUACCGCCCAGCUGCUUGAUUUCAUCAUCGAAAAUGGUAUCAUCCCGCUGGAGGAUAUCCACGUGGUGGGGUUCAGUCUUGGCGGCCAAACGUCCGGCAUGAUCGCGAACUAUCUGCGGGCCGGCCGGUUAAAGCGCAUCACGGGACUCGAUCCGGCCAAGCCGCUCUUUGUGUUUGCCACGAACGAGUACAAGCUCGAUCAGUCGGAUGCGGAGUUUGUGCAGGUGAUCCACACGGAUGUGUUCCAGCGCGGCAUUCUACACCCGAGCGGCCAUACGGACUUUUACGUGAAUGGAGGCGUCGAGCAGCCGGGCUGUGAUGCGAGCACCAUGAUGACGAUGGGCGAGUGUAACCACAAUCGGGCGCCCGAGUACUACGCGGAGUCGAUCGCGUCGGAGGUGGGCUUCUACGGGUAUCGGUGUGCCCACUGGUACCUGUACAUGCUCGGUAUAUGCCGUGGUGGAGGGCCCGACGAACAGGUCGCCAUUAUGGGUGCGCACACACCCAACACAACUCGAGGCCUUUACUUCCUGAGCGUGAACAUGAUGCCGCCUUAUGCAAGAGGAAGAAAUUUCACCUUACGAGAUGAGCUGGCGGCCAUAUCGGCUCACAUUGGCAACUAG
Molecule: messenger RNA, 1058 nt
Organism: Anopheles maculipalpis
Lineage: Eukaryota; Metazoa; Arthropoda; Insecta; Diptera; Culicidae
Product: pancreatic lipase-related protein 2-like
Exons: 3
Coding region: 18-1058 (346 amino acids)
Biological process (GO): lipid metabolic process
Molecular function (GO): lipase activity
Source: RefSeq, a predicted model, not a curated record